CAACUGUGCUAAUCUCAAGACCCACGCUAUUCCUGUCUCAGUGGAAAAAUACAAGAGGGAAGUGGCUGUGCAAAUCUUAGACCUUUGUCAGAGCCAAAUGUUUUUUUUUUGUAGUUGUUUUUUUUUGUAUAUCCCUGUGAGGCAGCAUGGUGCUCAGAGCAGCCCUACGAUAAUCAGGACCAAAGAGGAGCCAAAGCUGCUUUUCUUCGUUUUGCCCCUGUGCUCUGGCUCUGCUCAUGACAUGUUUGUACUGUGAAACAAGCUGAGAGGAAUACUGAUCACUCCGCUGCUGACAGAACCAACCCUUGGGAGAGGGGGGGCUUUGUAAUGGAGGGGGAUUUUCUCAAAGGAAAUAGCCUGGAGGUGCCCGCUCCAGAUAACAGGCUGGCUAAGAAGAAUCAGCUGCUGGACCGCGGCCAAUGGGCGAACAAGCUGGAGUUCAUGCUGGCGGUGGCAGGGACCCUGGUCGGACUGGGAAACCUCUGGAGGUUCCCCUAUCUGUGUUACAAGAACGGAGGAGGUGCAUUUCUUGUUCCAUAUGUCUUGUUUCUGCUCACCUGUGGUAUCCCUAUGUUCCUCCUGGAGACGGCCAUGGGACAGUUCACGUCUCAGGGCUGCAUCACCUGCUGGAGGCACUUCUGCCCCUUGUUUGAAGGGAUCGGGUACGCUACCCAGGUGGUGAUUGCAUACGCUGCCGUGUCUUACAUCGUCAUCCAGGCUUGGGCCUUUUUCUACCUCUUCUCAUCUUUCAGUGCCGAAAUUCCAUGGGCCAGCUGCAGAAACACCUGGAACACAGAGUCUUGUGUUGAAUUUGAUAAAACAAAUGUUUCCUCCAACUGGACAGCAAAUGCAACAACACCUGCAACAGAAUUCUGGGAGAGACGAGUACUGGGUAUAUCUCAAGGGAUUGAGGAGGUUGGGAGCCUGAGGUGGGAGUUGGCCCUGUGUCUCCUGCUGGCGUGGAUCCUGUGCUACUUCUGUGUUUGGAAAGGAGUGAGAUCCACUGGAAAGGUAGUUUACUUUACAGCCACUUUCCCAUACGUGAUGUUGGUGGUUCUGUUGGCUCGAGGACUCACUUUACCAGGAGCCAUAGACGGCAUAGCUUUCUACCUGUAUCCUGACCCUACAAGGUUGGUGGACCCUCAAGUUUGGAUGGAUGCAGGUGCACAAGUUCUAUUCUCUUUUGGCAUAUGUCAGGGGAGUUUGACCGCUCUGGGUAGUUACAACCAGUUUAACAAUAACUGUUACAAAGAUACAUUUGUUCUCUGUCUGGUGAACGGCCUGUCCAGUUUUGUGGCAGGGUUUGCAAUCUUUUCCGUUUUGGGAUUCAUGUCGCAUGAACAAGGAGUGCCCAUAUCUGAAGUCGCUGCCUCUGGACCUGGGUUGGCAUUUAUUGCUUAUCCACGUGCAGUUGCCAUGAUGCCUUUUCCUCAGUUAUGGUCUAUAUGCUUCUUUGUCAUGGUCAUCUUGCUGGGAGCAGAUACACAGUUUGUGAGUCUGGAGUGCCUGAUGACAUCAGUGACGGACAUGUUUCCCACAGUGUUUCGAAGAGCUUAUCGUCGGGAGUUGCUGCUCCUGUGUCUCUGCACUGUGUGCUUCUUUCUCGGCCUCCUCCUUGUGACAGAGGGGGGCUUGUAUUUCCUUCAACUCUUCGACCAUUAUGUUUGCAGUGGCAACAAUCUUCUCCUCCUGUCAGUGUGUCAGUCGAUAGCGAUUGGAUGGAUAUACGGCGCAGACCGUCUCUAUGACAACAUUGAAGACAUGAUUGGUUAUCGUCCAUGGCCACUGAUGAAGUAUUGCUGGCUCUACGUUACCCCUGGUGUUUGUCUGGGCACCUUCAUCUUUUCUUUGGUGAAGUACAAACCUCUCAAGUUCAACAAGACCUACACCUACCCGACCUGGGCCUACGCCCUUGGCUGGUGUCUUGGACUUUUCUGCGUUCUCCUGAUUCCACUGUGGAUCAUCUUCAAACUUACUCAGAUGAAAGGAACAAUAUCUCAGAAUCUCAUGCAGCUUUGCCGUCCUGAAAACGAGACGCAAAACACAGAGAACCAGCCUGAGCAAUGCCCUCUGAACCCAGACAACACGCCGACUCCUGCUGCCACCGAGUACAAGGGCAGUGGUGGAUCUGAGAUGGAGAUGCAAGUGUGAAGCACUGAACCUUUGGAUGUUUUAUAUGCGGCGUUUUAUUAUAAAGUCUAAGAUUUACAAAGCUAAGCAUUUCUAAGAAAUAAUAGAGAGCAAUAAAUUCUGUACAAUCAGUAAGGAUUCAAGUGUCACUGUCUUAGACGCACAAAGAGAAGUGAGAGUUUUAUAAAGUGUUUAAAUCUAUUUUAAUUUAAGGAAACCUUUGUGAUUAAACUAAAUCACCAGUUUUAUAUGUCAGCAUUAGUUGCCUACAUCCGUGGAGGAUCAGGACGUCAGUCCACAUAUUCACUGUCCACUCUGUGUCACAGUUCAUUCAUGCAUUCUUUCACUUCCUGUCGGCCUUUUACUAAAUCUCCUGUCUUUCCAGAGCCUGCCUUGCUCCCCCAACCCCUCGCAGCAACCCUAACUUUUGCAUGCCCCUCGAUUCUUCUGUAUAGUUCUCACUUCCACCUCCUCACCUGGUCUUGCUUGUCUCUGCCUGCAUCUUUUGCCUGUUUACCUGGUUUACCUGCCUGCCUAGCUACUGACUUCUGACUUGGCCUAAUGUUUGCCCCUUGUCCAUUUUCUGCCUGCCGAUCCUUAAUAAAGAUGAACUGUUUGAAACUUC
Platichthys flesus (European flounder) is the source of this 2755-nucleotide messenger RNA. RefSeq names its product sodium- and chloride-dependent GABA transporter 2-like. Gene Ontology annotation, biological process: sodium ion transmembrane transport. The transcript is spliced from 15 exons. Gene Ontology annotation, cellular component: membrane. Lineage: Eukaryota; Metazoa; Chordata; Actinopteri; Pleuronectiformes; Pleuronectidae. The record is from RefSeq and is a predicted model, not a curated record. The coding region runs from base 328 to 2151 and encodes 607 amino acids.